Pichia membranifaciens NRRL Y-2026 is the source of this 1500-nucleotide messenger RNA. RefSeq lists its product as hypothetical. The record is from RefSeq and is a predicted model, not a curated record. The coding region runs from base 1 to 1500 and encodes 499 amino acids. NCBI's taxonomy places the organism in Eukaryota, Fungi, Ascomycota, Pichiomycetes, Pichiales, Pichiaceae. Gene Ontology annotation, molecular function: UTP:glucose-1-phosphate uridylyltransferase activity. Gene Ontology annotation, cellular component: cytoplasm. The transcript has a single exon. Gene Ontology annotation, biological process: glycogen metabolic process; UDP-alpha-D-glucose metabolic process.
AUGUCCAAACACUUGAAGUCCCAAUCAACCUUUGCGUUCGAAAACACCUCGUCGAACGUUGCGGCCUCCCAGAUGAGAAAUGCACUGAACGCGCUAGUGGACUCUCUCCCUGCGGAGCUGAACAGCCAGGAGAAGCUGCGGUUUGAGAACGAGAUGGACUCGUUUUUCGCCUUGUUCAGAAGAUACCUGGCGGACAAGGCCACGUCGUCCAAGACGUUGGACUGGGACAAGAUCUCGUCGCCCACCAACGGGAAGGUCGAGUCGUACGCGUCGUUGAACGACGACAGCUCCAACAAGAACUUCGACAAGUUGGCGGUGUUGAAGUUGAACGGAGGCUUGGGCACCUCGAUGGGCUGUGUCGGCCCCAAGUCGGUGAUCGAGGUGAGAGAGGGCCAGUCCUUCCUCGACUUGUCGGUCAGACAGAUCGAGUUUCUCAACAAGACGUUCGACACAGACGUUCCGCUCUUGUUGAUGAACUCCUUCAACACCGACAGAGACACGGAGUUGAUCGUCAAGAAGUACCAAUCCCACAGAAUCAGAAUCAAGACGUUCAACCAGUCGAGAUAUCCAAGAAUCUUCAAAGACAACCUCUUGCCCGUGCCUAAGCACUUCGACGACCAGUUGGACGCGUGGUACCCACCGGGCCAUGGUGACUUGUUCGAGAGUCUUGUCUCCUCCGGCGUGUUGGACUCCCUCUUGAAAGAGGGCAAGGAGAUCUUGUUUGUCUCCAACGGUGACAACUUGGGUGCCACCGUCGACUCCAAGAUCUUGAAUCACAUGAUCGAAACCGGUUCGGAGUGCAUCAUGGAAUUGACCGACAAAACUAGAGCAGACGUCAAGGGUGGUACCUUGAUCGACUACGACGGUCAGAUCAGACUUUUGGAAAUCGCCCAAGUUCCAAAGGACCACGUCGAGGAAUUCAAGUCAAUCAAGAAGUUUAAGAACUUCAACACUAACAACUUGUGGAUCGACUUGAGAGCCAUCAAGAGAUUGGUCGAGUCCAACUCCCUACACAUGGAAAUCAUUCCAAACCAGAAGUCAAUCACCAUUGGUAACUCUGAGAUCAACGUCAUACAAUUGGAAACUGCUGUCGGUGCAGCAAUCAGAUACUUCAACAACGCCCACGGUGUCGUUGUCCCAAGGUCAAGAUUCUUACCUGUGAAAACCUGUUCAGACCUACUGCUUGUCAAAUCCGAUCUUUUCAACUUACAGCACGGCACCUUAGUCAUGAACCCGGCAAGAUUCGGUGGUGCUCCAUUGAUCAAAUUGGGCUCUCAUUUCAAGAAAGUCUCUAACUUCCAACAGAGAAUUUCCCAUAUGCCUAAAAUCGUUGAACUCGAUCAUUUGACCGUUACAGGUAACGUCUUUCUUGGUAAAGGCGUCCAAUUGAAAGGCACAGUGAUCAUCGUUUGUUCCGAUGGCCAAAGAAUCGAUAUUCCAAACGGUUCCAUUCUUGAAAACGUCGUUAUCACCGGUAAUCUCCAAAUCUUGGAACACUGA